GAACAUAUUAGUACUCAGGCAGAUAAUACCAAGUAAUAAAAAUGCCGGCACCUAUAAUGAUUUUCUUUACUAGGUACUUAACCUAAAGGCCUAGGUCAUUAGAGCAAAGAGGAAGCCGAUGAUCUACUGUUAAAACGAAGAUAUGACUGUGUUUAAGUCGAUGAACCCCCUUAAAAAAGCCACCCGAAACGAUCUCGCCAACCUCUGUGAGGCUCUUUGGGGUUGGAAGCCCUGUGCUGAUUGGAUCGAGGAACAGAAGUACCAUAAAUGCCUUCACCAAGAUCCCAGGUGUCAUCAUCAGAGAGCUGAAAGACUUCAACUAUUUUUUGACUUCUACGGCGAGAUCACCGCAUAUUACGUCCCCGAGUUUAGCAGCAGCUUGCCUCCAGCAUUCAAUAGCCAUGGCGACCUCAUUGCUAUUAUUCAGUACAUCAAGAAAAAUGCGGACAAGCCCCGCGUGCAGUUGACACUAGAACACUUCGGCAUCAGCGGGCAGCCUAGAGUGAGCCCUAGUCCCAGCCCUUCGAGCGAUCAAAACAGAGCUUUUGACCUAGCUGCGCGUGUGAUAACGACGUUUGAAUGCACGAUUGAGGGGCAGGCUGAUAGUCAGCUGGAAGCAGGAUUACAUCCUGCUAUAUGGCCUAGUGAUAGAACGUUUAACCAAUUCGUUGAUUCAUGCAUUCCUAAACAGAGUCAACUCCGAGUUGGACCUUACAAUGAUAUAGCCCAGCAGCCGCAGCUUCAUCUCGGCUCCUUGACUGUGAAAAGAUUAAAGAGGAUUGCCAAAUUAACCAUAGUUCGAACCGAUGAUCUCGGCAGCCACCUCCUCUUGGACAGGAAGAAUGGUACGGUUGCUAUAUACCAUCAUACAAGCGUUCUAAAGGAACAUCUCAUGAUGGCCCAGACGCAGCAUCAUACCCCCGGACCAUCCACUAGCCAGCAUUCAAACCUCCCGAAAGAUCUCGUCCAGGAGACCAUGUACACGUUAAAGCACGUCCUUUUCCCCGUCGACCCAGAAUCACGGUCACUUCUCCAAUCCCUCAUCACGAAGGACAAGUUCGACCCGGAUCUCCGUAACGACAUAGAUACGUCAUGGCAGCAACACGAGGCGCCGAUGGUAUACGAGCAUUGGGGGCUCCGUUUAAUGGACUUAUACGACGAGAUACAGACUCCCACUCCGCGGGGGUACCUGGAAAGAUGGAUGGAACGCAAGAGCGGUAGUAGAUACGUCAUGAUGGCGACCUUGGCUGGUGUCCUGAUUGCUAUUAUGCUGGGAGUCCUGAGUCUGGCGGUGAGCAUAUUUCAGGCGUGGGUUGGCUGGCAGCAGUGGCAACAUCCAGUUUCUUCUUAGAUUUCGGGUUUACCAACAGCGAUUUUCAUGGCAAUAGGCAUAUUGUAGGAUAAGUGGGGCAGAAUAGGGGCAACAAGCUCCCUCGUAAGAGGAUAGAAGACUAGGCGUUACUGGUUCAGUCUAAUCUACUGUAUAUACGACCUUGACACUUACUCUGUAUGUGGCAUCCAUCAAAGGGAUCAACCUCUCUACCUACCUACCUAAUAUGAUAAGGAAGGAGGUAGGUGCUUAUCCCCCUCAAGUCCUGCGAGUAACUCCCGACGAAAAUUAUUUCCACCUCCCUACUUCGACGGUUCUAUAUGCCACGACUAUCUCGACCAUCUAAUCGUCGAC
Messenger RNA from Daldinia caldariorum, 1684 nucleotides. RefSeq lists its product as uncharacterized. The coding region runs from base 143 to 1351 and encodes 402 amino acids. The record is from RefSeq and is a predicted model, not a curated record. Lineage: Eukaryota; Fungi; Ascomycota; Sordariomycetes; Xylariales; Hypoxylaceae. The transcript is spliced from 2 exons.